Scedosporium apiospermum is the source of this 1257-nucleotide messenger RNA. Its product is annotated as Serine/threonine-protein phosphatase. Gene Ontology annotation, molecular function: protein serine/threonine phosphatase activity. The transcript has 4 exons. Gene Ontology annotation, cellular component: cytoplasm; nucleus. The record is from RefSeq and is a predicted model, not a curated record. Lineage: Eukaryota; Fungi; Ascomycota; Sordariomycetes; Microascales; Microascaceae. Gene Ontology annotation, biological process: peptidyl-serine dephosphorylation; double-strand break repair via homologous recombination. Bases 1 to 1257 code for a protein of 418 amino acids.
AUGAGUGACCUCGACAAGGCGAUUGCGCAGCUCCGCGCAUGUAGACCCAUACCCGAAGCCCAAGUUCGCGAAAUCUGCCACAAAGCGAGAGAGCUUCUGAUCGAGGAGGGCAACGUCGUUACCGUUACCGCCCCUGUCACGAUAUGUGGCGAUAUCCACGGCCAGUUCCACGAUCUCAUGGAACUGUUCCGCGUCGGCGGUGACCCUCCCGACACAAAAUAUCUCUUUAUGGGCGACUUCGUUGAUCGUGGCUUCUACUCCCUCGAAUCAUUCCUUCUACUCCUCUGUCUCAAGGUCCGAUACCCAGACCGGAUGACCCUCAUUCGUGGUAACCACGAGUCGAGGCAAAUUACGACCGUUUACGGUUUCUAUGACGAAUGCCUUCGAAAGUACGGAAGCGCCAAUGUAUGGCGGUAUUGUUGCGACAUUUUCGACUACCUCGCACUCGGUGCGAUCAUCUUGGGCGCCUCAAACUACCUCUCAUCAGAACCCGAGGAUAAGGAUAUUGAAAUCCAGGUCUGCGAUCAGAACGGUAGCGUAAUGAGCCGAUUCCUGCGCCGGACUCAGGAAGCAAACAGCUCUCUAUCGCAGCAGGCCAAAGCCUCAAAUGGUGCGGCCAGCGGGGGUAAAACAGGCCCUCCCGGCUCGGGCGCAUCCGGAUCCAGUGGUGGCACACUGGGAAAUCCCGCGGGAGCUGUCCUGUGUGUCCAUGGCGGCCUCAGCCCUCUUAUCGAUACGGUGGACAAGAUCCGCCUACUUGAUAGGAAGCAGGAGGUCCCCCAUGAAGGUGCCAUGUGUGACCUGCUAUGGUCCGACCCAGAUGAGAUUGACGGAUGGGGCUUGUCGCCCCGCGGUGCGGGAUUCUUGUUCGGCGCUGAUAUUGUCAAGGUCUUCAAUCACCGCAACGACUUGUCUUUGAUUGCUCGCGCGCACCAGCUUGUCAUGGAAGGUUUUAAGGAAAUGUUCGACUCGUCCAUCGUCACCGUCUGGUCGGCACCGAAUUACUGCUACAGGUGCGGAAACGUUGCCGCCGUGCUCGAACUGACGGAGGACGAGGGAGGCACCGGUGUGUUCCAGAGGAGCAAUGGCGACGUCAAUAGGAGCGACGGCGGUUCGGGCGGGUUUAGGGGAGUGAUGGUUGAGAGCGAACAUGAACCUAGGAGCGGGCCUGCAAGGCGGUACCGAGUUUUUCAGGCGGCUCCUCAAGAUUCUAGGGGAAUGCCGGCGAAGAAGCCCGUUGCUGACUACUUCUUGUAA